GCGAGACCCUCUUGGGCCAACAGCUAGGCAGGGGCAUAUGGCCUGCUACUUGUGCCCGGAUAGGGGACAUACCCACCUACCUAAAGUGCUCCCCCGGGGGCAUGAGAGCCCACUACCCGCACCGGGGCGGCAUUUCUGUAUUGCAGCAAAAGGCCGCCCCUCCCAAACCUGGGAGUCUGGGUUCUGCCAACAACCCUGCGUCCAUCUCUCUUGGUUCAAGCAGGCUUCUGGGAUAGAGAGUAGGCGGUAGGGGAAUGCAGGCGCCCUUCCUGUUCCCAUGGCACUGGCAGUUUCUCUGCCUCCCCUCCCGCGGGUCCCCAGCAUCUCCUCAGCAGUGGGGACACUUCUCAUUCCUCCCCACCCCAGCCCUCUGGGGUCAGUACUUUGCCCAGUGGGAUGAGCAGGAAACUGCUGCAGGACAGAGAGCAGAAAAAUGAACUUCCUUCUCCAACCCAUCCCCUGACACCCCGGCCAUUGACUCCUCAAUUUGCUGAGCUCACUAGUCCUGCAUGGACAAGGUCUGCCACAAUGCUACUGCUGCACAGAGCCAUGGUCCCAGGACUCCGACAGGCCUGCAGACUCAGGUCAGCCCCCUCCAGGCUCUGCACUCAGGCCUGCUCUACAAAUGAUUCCUUUCAACCCCAGUGUCCCAGCCUCACCGUUUCCAGUGAGAAUUCCAGCACUAAGGGAUGGAGAGUCACGGGGGCCCUUCUAGGCCUUGGUGCGGUGUUGGCCUAUCAUCACCAUCGGUGUAGGCAGGCUGCCCAGGAGUCACCACACAUAUACUCUAAGGAAGAAGUACGUUCCCACAGCAGGCCUGAGACUGGGAUCUGGGUAACUCUUGGCAGUGAGGUCUUCGACGUCACAGAAUUUGUGGACCUCCACCCGGGGGGGGCAUCAAAGCUGAUGCUAGCAGCCGGGGGUCCCCUAGAGCCCUUCUGGGCCCUCUAUGCUGUUCACAACCAGCCCCACGUGCGUGAGUUACUGGCUCAGUACAAGAUUGGGGAGCUGCACCCCGAAGACACCACACCCUCCACCUUAGAGACUUCGAACCCUUAUGCUGACGAUCCUGUCCGUCACCCAGCUCUGAAGGUAAACAGCCAGCGUCCCUUUAAUGCAGAACCACCCCCUGAGCUGCUAACAGAAAACUAUAUCACACCCAACCCUCUCUUCUUCACCCGGAACCAUCUGCCUGUUCCAAACUUGGACCCAGACACCUAUCGCUUGCACGUUGUCGGGGCCCCUGGGGGUCAGUCACUGUGUCUGUCCCUGGAUGACCUGCGCAAGUUUCCCAAACACGAGGUCACAGUCACACUGCAGUGUGCCGGCAACCGCCGCUCUGAGAUGUCUCAGGUCAAGGAAGUGAAAGGUCUGGAGUGGAAUACUGGGGCCAUCAGCACUGCACGCUGGGCUGGGGCGCGCCUCUGUGAUGUGCUGGUCCAGGCCGGCCACCAGCUCUCUGAAGCUGAGGCCCACGUCUGCUUUGAAGGCCUGGACUCAGACCCCACUGGGACCGCCUACGGAGCAUCCAUCCCUCUGGCUCGGGCCUUGGACCCUGCAGCUGAUGUCCUGUUGGCAUAUGAGAUGAAUGGAGAGCCCCUGCCUCGUGACCACGGCUUCCCCGUGCGAGUGGUGGUUCCCGGUGUGGUGGGCGCCCGCCACGUCAAGUGGCUGGGCAGAGUGAGCGUGCAGCCAGAGGAGAGUGGCAGCCAUUGGCAGCGGCGGGAUUACAAAGGCUUCUCUCCGUCUGUGGACUGGGACACUGUGGAUUUUGACUCAGCUCCGUCUAUUCAGGAACUUCCCGUGCAGUCGGCCAUCACGGAGCCGCGGGACGGGGAGACUGUGGAGUCGGGAGAAGUGACCGUCAAGGGCUAUGCGUGGAGUGGCGGUGGCAGGGCUGUGAUCCGAGUGGACGUGUCGCUGGAUGGGGGCCUGACCUGGCAGGCCGCUGAGCUGUAUGGAGAGGAACAGUGCCCCAGGAAGGCUUGGGCCUGGCGUCUGUGGCAGCUGCAAGCACCUGUGCCAGCUGGGCAGAAAGAACUGCACAUUGUCUGUAAGGCUGUGGAUGAGAGCUACAACGUGCAGCCGGACACUGUGGCCCCAAUCUGGAACCUCCGCGGUGUGCUCAGCAACGCCUGGCACCGUGUCCACGUCCGAGUCGCCCCAUGACGUCACAGAAUCACCAAAACCCUUUCCCCAUCCAUCCUUUGGCCUCGCUGCCACAGGAAAACCUUUCCCUCACCUUCUACUUCUUGGACCAUAGCCCUGUACUGUGCCUUCCUACGCCUUCUCCAGGUACAGGCACAUACACUGCACAUUUCGGCCCAGGCACCCCCCCAACAUUGUGUUACACACUCCUGGCUCGACCCCCUGCUAGGAGGUCAGAGCUGUUGGUGCAAGGGGCCAAUGUGUGAAAGUAAUUCUGGAGAUGAGCAACUUUCUAUUUUCCCUUCCUACCCCACCCCUACUUCUGAUCCCCAUUUCUCCUGGACUCUUCAGGGAACGGGUAAGACGCCUAAGAAAAGGUUUUGUGCUGUCUCUACUACCUCUCUGGGAUACGAGGCUUCUGAGAAGAGCCAGGCGCAUGGUUCUCUCCCUUUUUAAUUCUACUUUUCUAAACUCAUCAAUAAAGUGGUAUCUGUUUAA
Messenger RNA from Oryctolagus cuniculus (rabbit), 2646 nucleotides. The record is from RefSeq and is a predicted model, not a curated record. Lineage: Eukaryota; Metazoa; Chordata; Mammalia; Lagomorpha; Leporidae.